UGUGUUUCUUUCUUGGGGGGGUCAUGCCUAAAGUUAAGCGGGCGAGGGGAGCUGGUGGAGGAGCGGAGGCGAGCGUUUCUCUGGCUGAUCAGAUUAUCCAGGGCGAUUUAGUGAAGCCCAUUACGCGCGUGAAAGCGAGGGGUAAAGGGAGGAGGCGUGGCGGUGAGGAAGAGGAGGAUGAGUACGUGGAUGAGAAGCUCUCCCGGAGGAUCCUGGAGCAGGCUCGGAUCCAGCAAGAGGAGCUGGAGGCCGAACACGGCACUGGCAGGGAAGAGUCAAAGAAAAAGAAAACAACUGUCCUGGGACCUGUAUCAAAGGAUGGAAAUUCAGAUACAGAGGACGAUGAGUGGCCAUCACUGGAGAAAGCAGCAACUAUGGAGAAAGGAGAUAAUUGUGAGGAGGUGACUGUGAAUAUGGAGGAUGAAAAGGCCAUUGAGAUGUUCAUGAACAAGAACCCACCAUUGCGGCGCACCUUAGCAGAUAUCAUCAUGGAGAAAAUCACAGAAAAACAGACAGAAGUAGAGACAGUGAUGUCAGAAAUCUCAGGUCGACCCAUGCCGCAGCUUGACCCACGUGUCCUAGAGGUCUAUAAGGGUGUCAGAGAAGUACUGUCAAAAUACAGAAGUGGAAAACUGCCCAAAGCCUUCAAGAUUAUCCCAGCAUUAUCCAAUUGGGAGCAGAUCCUUUAUAUCACAGAACCAGAGACGUGGACAGCAGCUGCCAUGUACCAGGCAACCAGAAUAUUUUCAUCUAACCUCAAAGAGAAAAUGGCUCAGAGGUUUUACAACUUGGUGCUACUUCCUCGAAUUAGAGAUGACAUUGUUGAAUAUAAACGUCUCAAUUUCCAUCUUUACAUGGCAUUGAAGAAGGCCUUGUUCAAGCCUGGAGCCUGGUUCAAAGGGAUCCUUAUCCCCUUGUGUGAGUCAGGAACAUGUACGCUGAGGGAAGCCAUAAUUGUGGGCAGCGUUCUUACCCAGUGCUCCAUCCCUGUUCUUCAUUCCGGGGCUGCUAUGCUAAAGAUUGCCGAGAUGGAGUACAGCGGUGCCAACAGCAUCUUCCUCCGCCUGCUCAUUGACAAGAAGUAUGCAUUGCCCUUCCGUGUUGUAGAUGCUCUGGUCUUCCACUUCUUAGCGUUCCGGACAGAACAACGCACCUUGCCUGUUCUGUGGCACCAGUGUCUCCUGACCUUUGCCCAGCGUUACAAAGAAGACCUCUCCUCAGAGCAAAAGGAAGGCCUGUUGGAGCUGCUCAAGUUCCAGAGCCAUCCUCAGAUCUCUCCAGAGAUCCGCAGGGAACUGGUGAAUUCGAAGUGUCGGGAUGUGGAGGGAAUGCAACCAGAGGCAAUGGAGUGACCUGAAGAUGAAAAAAAGAAUUAUGCCCUAGAACGUUUCAGUUGUGUGGUGGUGACUUUGCUUCAAGAUGAAGAAGGCAGCUGGGUUGGUGUCGCAGCUGUAGCAAAUUGUUUUUGCACCUUCUCUGUUGUGAGUCUGCAUGAGUUCCUUAUGCAAAAGGGAGAGAAUUUAUAACCUUUUCCCAACUUGGGCCUGUUUUGGAUUCCCAUCCCCACCCCCACUUACUAAACCCUUUUGUGCUAGAGUUGUAAAAAUCUGUGGCCUUUGAUCUGCAAGGGCUGCAAUUAUAUUUCUGCCUUUUUAAGGUAGUAGGGGAUGAAUGCUUUAACAAAGAGCUGUUGGACUGCAUAUAGAAAUCUGCAGAUUUGCAAAAUACAUGUUAGAAUAAAUCAUUAUCAAGAAUUUACACUCUAAAGCAAAGAAGGCCACUUGGACUGUCAGUAACGUCUUUGUGUUCUCUUCAGUGCCCACCAGUUCAAUGACGGAAUCUGGCACACUGCCCCUCCUGCCAAGCCUCUUGAAUGGUCUUGGAUGCUGAGGAAAGGGGCAGCAGCUCUGCUUGGAAAAGGCACGCCACCUCCCACCCAUGUUGUAUUACUUUGGGCUGCUCUGCUUCUCCAGUGGUCCAGCCCAAGCUCAGUGUAACACACCUGAAAGAUAUGAGCUGCUUCUCAGUGGGCAAUCAGUCCUCUCUUUCAGUACUGAAAGCAUGGAUGGCCUGAGUCACUGGGAAGACAGAGGCCAUCCCUAGCAGAGUUCAAAACUAAGUUAAGUAGCAUUUGGCUUGAGGCAAGCUCUGUCCCGGAACAAGCCCUUAGAAAGGUACUAAUUCAAUUCUCACCUGGUGUCAUAGAAUCAUAGAGUUGGAAGGAAUCUCCAGGGUCAUCUAGUAUAACGCCCUGCCCAAUGCAGGUAAUUCACAACUACCUCCCCUUACACCCCCAGUGACCCCCUGCUCCAUGCCCAAAAGAUGGCAAAAAAACCCCUGCAGAAUCCCUGCCCAAAGUGGCCUGGAGAAAAUUGCUUUCCGGCCUCAGCGUGGUGAUUAGCAUUACCCUGAGCGUGUAACUAAGCACUGAUGUAACCCUUCCUGUGCUGCCUCUCUUGAUCUGUCUAGAUUCAUAGAAUCAGCAUUGCUGUCAGAUGGCCAUCUAGCCUCUGUUUAAAAACAUCCAAAGGAGGAGAGCCCACCACCUCCCAAGGAAGCCUGUUCCACUGAGGGACCGCUCUAACUGUCAGGAAGUUCUUCCUAAUGUUUAGCCAAAAAUUCUUCAUUUAAUUUCAACCUGUUGGUUCUGGUCUGACCUGGGGCAAUGGAAAACAACUGUGCCAUCCUCUAUAAUGACAGCCCUUCAAGAAUUUGAAGAUGGUUAUCAUAUCACCUCUUAGUUGUUUCCUCUCCAGGCUAAACAUACCAAGCUUCUUCAACUUUUCCUCAUAGGACUUGGCUUCUAUAUCCUUAAAUUGUGAUCUCCAAAACUGAACGCAAAUACGCUAACCAGAGCAGAGUAAAGCGAUACUAUCACUUCACAUGAUCUCAGUACUGUACUGUUGGUACAGCCCUCAUGUCAUAUUUUAUUAAAUCUAUACUUUGUGACUAACAAAAAUCAAAAGCAAAAUGGAAAAACUGGCUGUCACUUCCUUCAACUGAAGGCAAUCAAUACACAUCCUUCUAACCUACAAGAACAGCCUUCAGCCUUUCCAUCAUUGGGAUCAAACAUCUCUAGGAUGAUACCCUCAUCUGGUGGGGCUUUAUGGAACCGUUGGUCUGUCCCCAAGCAGCUCAGCUGGAAAGGAUAAUGUCCCAUUACUGGAAAAAUCUGUCUAUACCUGAUUUAGGAGCACACAGUGCCUUGUGAUCCCAUUUUGGCAAAUAUGAGAAAGUUUUCACAAAUAAUGAUCAUUCAAAUUACAAUGCAUAGUAUCAUCAUAGUAUAACUUCAGAAUCUGUUAUGCCUCCCGUCUUCCCUGCUUCAUUUUCCAUGAAAUCUGCCAUUCAACCUCAUUGAGGGUGAGCAAUUGGCUUUCUAGGUUUCUAGCAGUAGCAUCCUAAGCAAUAUUACACCUUUCUGCACCUGUUAAGACAAUGGAGUUAGAAGGAUAUAACUCAACUUAGGAUAACUUUUUUUUAUUUUGCUACUGGUACAGCUACAGCAGUAAAUGUACACACUACUUAGUUAAGGCUCAGACUGCUAAUUUAUGACACUGGAGAACAUAUGCAAUUUAAUAGUAUAUAUAACAUUCAGAAUAUCAUUUGUGUAUCUAGCGACAUCAUCUCAGAAAACAUGUAUAAAGUGAGCCCAGGUUUUCCAGUUUUGAUUACUGUUGUUAAUCCUAAAAAACAGAAAUAGUCCCUUUAAAAUCUAAUGUAUGUUCUUUCAUUGUGGUUCUUCCGUUGUAGCUCUAGGAAAAGAAAACUUUGCCUAUUAAAUUUCCGUCUGA
Molecule: messenger RNA, 3794 nt
Organism: Eublepharis macularius
Lineage: Eukaryota; Metazoa; Chordata; Lepidosauria; Squamata; Eublepharidae
Gene: BYSL
Product: bystin like
Exons: 7
Coding region: 24-1352 (442 amino acids)
Biological process (GO): rRNA processing
Cellular component (GO): cytoplasm; nucleolus; preribosome, small subunit precursor
Molecular function (GO): snoRNA binding
Source: RefSeq, a predicted model, not a curated record